Messenger RNA from Soboliphyme baturini, 1014 nucleotides. The record is from the annotation of a GenBank genome assembly. Lineage: Eukaryota; Metazoa; Nematoda; Enoplea; Dioctophymatida; Soboliphymatidae.
AUGUGCUUUCUGGGCUGCACUUUUGUUUUGGUUAUGGUGCUGACUGGUCGUCGUCUGUUUUUCGGAUUAUCAUCGACGAAAUGCGAAGCUGCUAAAGAUAUUGAGGUUUCUAUUAAUCAUACUCAUCGUGUUCAUUUUCCACUCAUCACCGUUGUUCAACAAUCUCAGCGCUACCUCCAGAAGUACAGGUACAAACUGGUGGAGAAAAAUGCGUGCAAAAAUGACAGUUCGGACGUUACCUUGCUUAUAGCAGUACUUACGAACCCCUCACGGUUGUACAACCGCAUGUUUAUACGCAAGACUUGGGGUCACCGCCGUUUCUACCCGCACGUCAAAGCCAAAGUACUUUUCAUGAUGGGAUCAAGAGGUCCGAAAGAAGAUGAGAAGAUCCGCUUGGAAAGCAACCUUUACCAUGACAUCGUCCAGGAAGACUUCUUUGACUCUUACAAGAAUAUCACCUAUAAGGUGUUGAUGGUGAUGAGGUACACACUUAUGUACUGCCAGCAGGCGAGCUUCGUUCUGAAAGUGGACGACGACGUUUUCGUGAACAUUUUUGAGCUGGCCAGCUACAUUUACCACAUACGGCGGUACGUGAAAGCGAAUCAGAAAACUAUAUUUUGUGACGUCGUUAAUCAGACUUUAGUUAAUAGGGACAAAUUUCAUAGAUUCUACGUUUCUAAGGAGGAGUUCGAACCGAACUGGUUUCCAGAAUACUGCAGCGGGCCCAGCUAUUUGCUGUCCGUCGAUGUAAUAUGGACUCUUUACAACGCAGCUAUGCAUUCGAAGUAUUUCUGGAUUGAGGACGUGUACAUCACUGGCAUCCUUGCAUCACAGACCGGCGUAAGCCUACAGACUAUCAGUUCAGUGGCGUUCGGCAUAUGUCCCGCAGCAGAAUACUACAAUUUUAUUAAACAUGGUCUGUGGUGCCACCUCUCGUUUCGGCCUCAGAUACUGUACCCGCUUUGGAGGAACCUGCUUCGAUGGUAUAAUUUCGAAGUGAGCACAUCUGCCUGA